Ectocarpus sp. CCAP 1310/34 is the source of this 222-nucleotide messenger RNA. The record is from the annotation of a GenBank genome assembly. NCBI's taxonomy places the organism in Eukaryota, Phaeophyceae, Ectocarpales, Ectocarpaceae.
AUGAAUCAUCUGGAGAUGAUGUUCGCACCCCGCCGCGGGCCUUCCACCCCGAAGCGCAGGCGAGUAGCGCAGCCUGCCUACGCCACCCCUAGCAUGGGCUCUGCGGGCAAGAUGAAGGGCAGCUCUAGGUUGUCGACGGCGUCGAGGAAGCAGGGCUCAGUGCCCUCACCGUCUGUCCUUCUCGCAGGCAUCGGCGGCAGCAACCUGUUUCCAGGCACGUAG